Messenger RNA from Styela clava, 1597 nucleotides. Its product is annotated as protein rolling stone-like. NCBI's taxonomy places the organism in Eukaryota, Metazoa, Chordata, Ascidiacea, Stolidobranchia, Styelidae. The record is from RefSeq and is a predicted model, not a curated record. Gene Ontology annotation, cellular component: membrane.
AUUAAACUAAAUAUAAUCAUAACUAAGGAAUUUGCAUUUUUCUACAUUUUAAAAUGGCUACAAGCUGUGGAUACGAAUUUCAAUUAAAGCAUCUGCGAUUCGAAAGCGCGAACGAAAACAAUUUUUACGAAUUUCAAUGGUCAAAGAAAAAAUCAUAUUUUGUUUUGUAUCGUGCUUUCACCCUGCUCUAUCACUGGGGCUGGUUAAUAGCAAGCUGGGUGUUUGCCGAAGAAGACAUUGCUUACACUGCAAGUAAUUGGAGUUUUUUCUUUACCGGCAUUUAUUACUUAUGCGCGUUUAUCACUGCAUUAUAUGGACUAAUUGCGCGAAACGACCAUGAAGUCGAAAAUCGAGAAGCACCAAAUACCGGCAGGUCACAUAAAACAGAAAAUCCAGGUGGACUGAGAUUCUUUCACAAAGUUACUUGGUUCUUUCAAGUACAAGCAAUUGAUUUUGUUAUUUUCGUCACAGUUCUGUACUGGGCACUUCUGGCACCUGAUGUCCCAGCAGAAACACUGAGAAUGCCUAUCGGCCAACAUAAACAUAGUGUGCAAGGGAUAAUGCUUCUGAUAGAUAUUUUUGUAGUCUCUAUUCCCACACGUUGGAUACAGUUUGUUUACAGUGCCUUGUUCGCAUUGUUCUACGCAAUCAACACAGUUAUCGUACACUUUGCCGGAAUAAACUCCCAAAUAUACGGAUUUCUCGAUUUUGUCAACUCCCCCGGCAUAGUGGCAGGAGUUCUUCUUAUGAAUGUAUUUGUGGUGCCUAUCAUAUUGCACACAAUCACAUUUGCAUUUUAUCAUCUGAAGAUGUUGAUUUAUCGCUGCACACUUGGAAAGAAGCAGAGAAUGUCCGAUCAACCAGCUACAUUCAAUACGGGGCAUGACAAUGUUGCCUUUUCAUCGUGAUGCGUUCCCAUAUUCAUGAUGAAUAUUGCAACAUUUUUCAAAGGGCCAAUUUUCGAUUCAUCGUUCGAUUAGGAACAACAUCCGGAUAUCAUGUUCGAAAUCUAUACAAGAAUGGCGGCCACCCGCUACAUGAAAAAAUUUCACAAACAAAAACAUAUGUCUGAAGUAAAUAAAACUUAAUAUCAAUGAAAAUAAAAUCAUGUUCUGAUUCAAGGACGAUAAACUACGCAGAUCACAUUCAACUAUUACCAUAUUUGUCAGACAUGAAUUACGUGACAAUAAAGUCAAGCGUUUUACGUUUGUCAAAACGACGAAUAAAGUAAAUAUUUAUGUUAAAACUUUUGCGGUUCGUGUCUCUCAUCAUUAGUAGAGGUUAUUUCAUUUCUGAGUUGUACGCAUUACCAUACCUCUUCCGUCAGUAACUUAAUCUGUGACAUCAUAUUUUCUUAUUAAAGAUAAACUUUAUUUUGAAUUUCAAAGCCGUACAAAUUAGUGAAUUUUGUUUGAUGAUGCUAAUAUUGAUAAUGAUGAUUUUGUCAUAUUAAAAUUACCUCAUAUUUGUACGCACUGCAUUUUAGGAUUUAUUUAACAACCAAUAUUAUUUUGUUAAAUUUGAAGAUGGCUUUGCAAAGUAAUUAUGCUUUGGCGUUGAAAAGUUAUGCUCAUAAUAUGUCAUUACAGAUUGAUGC